GGGCUGGAACUAUACAUGGUUUCGCAGUCAAUCUACUUGCUCUUCAAGAGUCCUCCCGGUACUAGACAGGCUCGCGCAGUCUAUGUCAUCAUCGGCGCGAUCAUGGCGGCCCUUGUUUCUAUCUGUUUUAUCUCCAAUGUCGUCUUCGCAGACUUCAUGUGGAUAGAUCAUCGCGACUUCCCCGGGGGACCGUACGCCUAUCUCAUCGCAAACAGUUCAGUAUGGUGGCAAACACUAGGCACUGCAUGCACUAUGGUGACGAACUUCAUAGGUGACGGUCUGCUCAUAUAUCGCCUUUGGAUCAUAUGGGGAGCCAAGUGGCCGAUCGCUGUGGUUCCUCUUAUUGUGUAUUUGGGCUCCAUCUCGAUGGCUUUCAUCUCCGUGGUUCAAGGGGCUCUUCCUGGGAGCAACUUCUUCCGCGGAAAAAGCGUCAACUUUGGCGUGCCGUGGGCUGCACUCUCUGUCUCUCUGAAUGUUAUCGUGACUGCCCUCAUCUGCACACGUCUCAUCUUGAUAAGACGCCAGGCAGCAGGUCAUCUACCCGCAGAGUUCCUUCAGAUGUACACAGGGGUUAUGGCUUUAUUGGUCGAGUCAGCCUUGCCUUUCAGUAUUUUUGGGAUCGUUUUCGCGGUUACAUACGGCAGGAAUCUCAAUGUCGCACCUGUAUUCCUCUUCAUAUGGGGUGAUCUUUGUUCCUUAUGCCCUCAAUUCAUUAUCCUCCGAGUAGCGAUGGGAAGAGCAUGGUCCAGGGAGCUCACUGCCCAAGUGGCCCACACUAACCCGAUGGUUUUUGCGCCACCCGAACAAGCCCACUAUAAAAGUUCGGAUGUAGAGGAUAUCGCGUUUGGCACCACGGGGUUACAUUCCUCACAGAAGGGUUCAGCAACAGUAGUCGGGAGUUUAGACAAGCGCUCUAGGUCCCCACAGAGCGUUAGGGUGUUCUGAUUGGGAGCUGUUCAUCACAUAUAUUUCCUGUGUGUCUUUCCAAGCGCGGUGUAGAGGUCUCCGAGUGUUAAUGAUGGGCUGACCACUAUGUCCUCUCGUACUGUUCACUGUCAAUUACCUUGUCUCUCCCACCCCCGUAAUGGUGGCUGAGCAACC
Molecule: messenger RNA, 1101 nt
Organism: Stereum hirsutum FP-91666 SS1
Lineage: Eukaryota; Fungi; Basidiomycota; Agaricomycetes; Russulales; Stereaceae
Exons: 5
Coding region: 16-945 (309 amino acids)
Source: RefSeq, a predicted model, not a curated record